Neltuma alba is the source of this 2511-nucleotide messenger RNA. Its product is annotated as receptor-like protein EIX2. The transcript has 2 exons. Bases 81 to 2303 code for a protein of 740 amino acids. Lineage: Eukaryota; Viridiplantae; Streptophyta; Magnoliopsida; Fabales; Fabaceae. The record is from RefSeq and is a predicted model, not a curated record. Gene Ontology annotation, molecular function: protein binding.
GGCUAUCUAGUCUCACUUCUUUAACUCGACUUGACUUGAGCAAGGUGAUUAAUCUGAACCAUUCUCACAACUGGCUACAAAUGAUUGGGAAGCUUCCAAACAUAAGAGAAGUCAGCCUCACAGGUUGUAGUCUAUCUGAUGAUAAUAUCAUUCCCUUGACACCUUCAAAAUGGAAAUUUUCAGAUUCUCUUGCUAGUUUCGAUCUUUCUGACAAUGGUUUCACAUCGUCCAUUAUAUUCCAGUGGCUAUCCAAUGUGAGCUCAAACCUGGUUGAGCUUGAUCUUAGCAAUAACCGCUUACAAGGUCUUAUCCCAAAUGAAUUAGGUAAAAUGACUUCCCUAGAGUAUCUAGACCUUUCUGAAAAUACACUACAUGGUGGGAUACCUGAAUCGUUUAGGGAUGUAUGUAGCUUACAGUCCUUGACUUUGAAAUAUAACCUUUUGAAUGAAGAACUUCCUAAAAUACUUGGGAAUUUGUCAGGGUGUGCUAGGCACUCUCUGCAAAAUUUGGAUCUUAGCUGGAACCAAAUCACUGGAACAUUAUCUGAUCUUUCCAUAUUCACCUCUUUAGAGACUUUAAUCCUUACAGAAAAUAGUUUGAAUGGGUCAAUUCCUGAAGGCAUUCGAUUCUCAUCUCAGUUGGUCACUUUGUCCAUUCAUUCCAACUCUCUGAAAGGCGUCAUCACUGAGUCACAUUUUGCAAAUGUGUCAAACUUGAAGACACUAGACCUUUCUUACAACUCAUUAACAUUGAAGUUUGGGAAGAAUUGGAUCCCAUCUUUUCAAUUGGAUCAGAUAUUUCUUAGAUCUUGCACGCUAGGUCCUGAUUUUCCUGAUUGGUUGCAUACUCAAAAUAACUUCUCUGUUCUUGAUAUUUCCGAUGCUGGAAUAUCUGAUACUGUUCCACAAUGGUUUUGGGGUCUAUUAACACCAAAUUUAUUGUGGCUCAACGUUUCAUACAACAGCUUAUGGGGCACAAUUCCAAACUCCCCAGUAAGAUUUUCUAGCUCUCCUGAUGUAUCUCUAGCUUCAAAUCAAUUUGAAGGCUUAAUUCCAUCCUCUCUACGUAGUGCUUCAGUUGUUGACUUGUCCGCAAACAAGUUUUCGGAAUCUUCUGCCUUUUUAUGUGAUAACAGUUCAGCAGAUGUGUUGGCCUCAUUGGAUAUAUCGAGUAAUCAAUUAUCAGGUAAACUUCCUGAUUGUUGGAGCGGUUUCACAUCAUUGAUCUAUCUUGAUUUGAGUAACAAUAACUUAUCAGGAAAAAUUCCAUCUUCCAUUGGAUCUCUUCUUGCACUUCAAGUAUUGAUCAUGAGAAACAAUAGGUUUAUUGGGGAGUUGUCUUCGUCUUUGAAGACUUGCACAAGCCUUAAAAUGCUAGAUGUGGGGGAAAAUAAAUUGUCAGGACCUAUACCUUCAUGGAUAGGAGAUGAAUUACAACAGUUACAGAUGUUAAGCUUACGAAAUAAUUGCUUUUCAGGAAGCUUACCAUUGCAUCUUUGUUAUCUGACAAGCCUUCAACUCUUGGAUCUCUCUCUGAAUAAUCUGUCUGGGCAAAUUUUCAGAUGCUUGAAGAACUUUACUGCAAUGAUUCAAGAGAGUUCAUCAACAAAUUUAGUGAGCCCUUCUAUAUCCAGUAAUGGAUCAACACCCUUUUAUCAAUAUGAUAUAAAUGCAUUGCUCAUGUGGAAAGGUGCGCCACAAAUGUUUAAGCAUAGUAAGUUGUUGAAAAGCAUUGAUCUUUCGAGCAACCAAAUAAGUGGAGUAAUUCCAAAAGAAAUUGGGGGUUUAGUUGAGCUGAUUUCUUUGAACCUAUCAAGAAACAGCUUGUCUGGAAGAAUUCCCCUUGGCAUUGGUAGGUUAAUGUCAUUGGAAUUUCUUGACUUGUCAAGAAACAACUUAUCUGGAUCAAUCCCUUCUAGCCUGGCUUUAAUUGACCGUCUCACCAUGUUGGAUUUAUCAUAUAACCACCUUUCUGGAAAAAUCCCAAUCAGCACACAGUUGCAGAGUUUUAAUGGCUCAAGCUAUGAGGGAAAUCUUGAUCUCUGUGGAAAACCACUUGAUAAAUCAUGUCAUGAGGAGAACACACCUCAAGAGCCUACUGGGGUCCAAGAAGAUGAGGAUUCAUUCAUAUCUAAAGGAUUUUAUUGGAGUCUGGCAAUCGGAUUUAUAAUAGGAUUCUGGGGUAUUUUUGGCUCAAUACUCUUCAGCCGUUCUUGGAGACACGCCUACUUCAAGUUCUUGAGCAAUGUGACAGACUGGAUUUAUGUCAAGGCAGCCUUGAGAAUAGCAAAAUCCAAGAGGUGACUCGUAAGCUAACCGAAGAAAAUUUCCCUUGAAGGCAUCUACUUUGGGCUUGGUUUUCGAGGUUGGAGAUCUGUCAGGGGACUAGUCUUUGUUGUGUGGGAAAAUGGAAAUAAUUUUCUUGUUCUGUCAAUUAGAAAUUUAUUUAGUCAUUACAGUAUGUGAAACUGCUUUGGAAGUGUAUGAUUAGCUUUUGCGCUGUGUUGUGUUA